Molecule: messenger RNA, 633 nt
Organism: Linderina pennispora
Lineage: Eukaryota; Fungi; Kickxellomycota; Kickxellomycetes; Kickxellales; Kickxellaceae
Exons: 1
Coding region: 26-229 (67 amino acids)
Source: RefSeq, a predicted model, not a curated record
CAUAUUUUACUUUAUAUCUUGCAAUAUGAAUAGGAACAACAGAACGGCCCAGGAUCAGUCUGCAUUGCGUGAGGAAAAGUUGAAAAUAAUUGAAAACAAGAUUGGGGCAAUAGAUUUGUUUGGCGUUGGAAAAGAUUAUGCCCAUUAUUGCAACAUGGCUGAUUUCCCAGAUGAUUCGCAAGCCCUCAGUCAACUACAACAGAGAGGGUAUCUUCAGCCCAGACGAUAGAAGACGGAAUAUCCUACUGAUCUAUAGUUCCUUGGAAAACAGUCAGUACUAGAAAAUUCAAAUGAUUUCCUGACUAUAGCCAGGACAGUUUGAGACCAUUGGCUGUCAAUUCAAUGGAAGUUGCUUACCCGCUACGUACCUGGCCCUAAAUUCAUUUCGGAACUUUUUAUUGAUAUUGUGGACUACAGGAAGCAUUUUAGGAACAUUUUUAUAAAUUUCUUCCGAUCAUUUUCAUGUUGAUUUCUUAAACUACAAACAAAAUGAUACCACAUUCCUUCUAGGAUAAGAUAAUACUUUGAUCUGUUGGCCGAGAUGAUAAUAACAUAGGGCAGAGCUAACAACAUGACAAGGGCUACCGAAAUAAUCGAAUGGCCGUGAAGUUAGCUUGGCAAAGUCAUGCAAGA